AGGAAUAUUUUUGUCUGUGAAAUACUACGGUCCAGGGCCCUCUGUUUGAUUGAGAGUCACCGGAAUCUUGAAUCUCCGGCGACCAGAAACUCUGCAGACUUGCUGAAUUCUCUCUGAGACUUUAUUGGCAUGGGAGUUGUGACUGUUUCUAGCUCUGCUGCAAGGAGUCCUUUGGGAUUGAGCACGAGAUUUUCCUCUCGUUUAUGUGCGCUUAAAAGACCGUUAGUACUGUCAUUCAAAGCCAAUAAACCGAAAAAUGCUGCUGCUUUGGUUUAUCCUGAUGAACCUACAUCGUUGUCUCUAGAGACAUCGAAAGAGAGUAAAAAGAGAGUGGGGCGAGCUAAAAAGCGUUCAGAUAGGAUUCAUGCUGUCUCUACGGGUGAAGCCUCUCCGAGUACUCUAGAUUUGGAUUACAAUGAUGUUGCUGCCAAACUCGAGAAAUUAUACAUCCAUAGUCCAGAACCUACUACUUCUCGUAUAGGUUCUGAAGGCUGUAUAGUCAAGAGAAGUUGUCAAAGGAAGAAAACGAAACGGUUGAGUCUUGAUAAGAGGGUUGCUCUUAGAAACAUGAAGGGAGACGAAAUAGUCGCUUCUUCCCACGAAAGGAAGCGUAAGGAGGAAACAGAAGAAGAAAAAAUCAAUAAACUCGUUAGAGAAUAUUCGGUUGGCACAGAUUUAGUGAGCAUGGACUGGAAGAAAAUGAAAAUCCCAGCAGUUCUUGCUUCAUCUGAGCAUGCCUGGCUCUUUAAGUUGAUGCAGCCUAUGAAGGUAAUCCUUCAAGUUAAGGAACACUUACAAAACGAUCUGGGGCGAGAACCAUCUGGUGUUGAAAUAGCAGAAGCAACAAAUGUGGAUAUUGUUGUACUAAGGAAAAUAUUGGAAGCUGGUCGAGCAGCACGAAACAAAUUGAUCAAGCACAACCUACGACUGGUUUUGUUUGUCAUCAAAAAAUAUUUUCAAGAUUUUGCAAACGGUCCAAAGUUCCAAGACCUAUGUCAAGCGGGCGUGAAGGGCCUUAUUACAUCCAUUGAUCGAUUUGAACCAAAAAGGAGGUUACAGCUCUCGACAUACGGUCUCUUUUGGAUUAGACAUGCAGUUAUACGCUCCAUAACUCUUUCGAGCUUCAUUAAAGUGUCCUUCGGGCUUGAGUCGGUAAGAGCUGAAAUCCAGAGGGCGAGAUUAGAAUUGUUGUUUGAACUUCAGAGGAUGCCAACAGAUGAAGAGAUAACGGGACGAGUAGGAAUCUCCACUGACAGAUACCACGAAGUGAUGAAAGCAUCGAAACCCGUUUCCUCUCUCCAUGCAAGGAACCGCGUGACACAAGAGGAGCUUAUCAAUGGAAUUACUGAUCUCGAUGGUGUUGAAGGCGAUAAGAGGCAGCAACCCGCUCUUCUAAGGCUUGCUCUUGACGAUGUGCUUGAUUCUCUGAAACCGAAAGAAAGCCUGGUGAUCAGACAGAGAUAUGGGCUCGAUGGCAAAGGCGAUAGGACACUGGGAGAAAUUGCGGGAAAUCUAAACAUUUCGAGAGAGAUGGUGAGGAAACACGAGGUGAAGGCUCUCAUGAAGCUCAAGCAUCCAGCCCGAGUGGAUUAUCUUCGCAGAUACAUUUUCUAAGGACACCAACGCCCUUGAUCAGCUCGAGCCAUCACAAGAACAGCGCUUCCGAUAUGUGUUUGGUGUCGCGAUUAUACACUUAUACUAAUCAUUUGUAUCAUAAUCACAUACAGAUGUAACUUACACACAUGAUAAUAAAGAGGAAAAAGAAUCAUAUAAUACAGCUAAAUAUUGAGUUUUACAUGACUGAAAUCACUGUCUGUAAGUAAGCCAAUCAAUUUACAACUUCUGCAGA
Ipomoea nil (Japanese morning glory) is the source of this 1849-nucleotide messenger RNA. Its product is annotated as RNA polymerase sigma factor sigE, chloroplastic/mitochondrial-like. Gene Ontology annotation, biological process: regulation of DNA-templated transcription; DNA-templated transcription initiation. Gene Ontology annotation, molecular function: DNA-binding transcription factor activity. Bases 130 to 1614 code for a protein of 494 amino acids. Lineage: Eukaryota; Viridiplantae; Streptophyta; Magnoliopsida; Solanales; Convolvulaceae. The record is from RefSeq and is a predicted model, not a curated record. The transcript has 6 exons.